UAGGUCGUCGUCAAUGGCGGGCGGCUCUGACGAGUACUACGACGCCCUCAUCCUCAUGAGGAGGGUCGCCGCCGCCGGCGGCAACAGGCUCGCCACCGUGCCGCCGGACUCGGCGGACCCCUUCGCCAGAGGGCCCUGCUCCGCCGACGACUUCAACCGCAACAGCGCGACCAACCAGCUCAAUACCCGCGCCAGGAUGGCCGCGGCUCAGAUGGGCAUCGCGACGCUCUCGGACAUCAGCGGCAUCGACACCCACGCCUUCGACCGCACGGUGCUGGACGCAGGAGACAGGAGGCUCUACUUCCACGUCGCCUACAGCGGCAAGAUGCCGUACAAGACCAAGAGGUUCUUCUUCGCGGAGCUCGUCGGGAACCGCGGGCCAGAGCGGGUCACCAUAGUCAUCAAGCUGCGGGGAGGGAGAAAGCAUUACUACUGCUGCUAAUUGGCCGUCUUUAUUAAUACUACAUGAAUGCUGGCUUGCCGGACUGAAAAAAAUGGGCUAAUUCUCUCUCUCUCUCUUUUUCGUUCUGUUAAUCGAUCUGGACAGAUCACACGGUCAGUAACUGCACCUUCUGCACGGGGAUGUGGCACCCGACUGCCGGCGGCUUUACCGGAUACACGGGCUAGCUAUAUAGAGCUAGCUACCUACUAUGUGUUGCUCCAGCAGGUACUACGUCGUCCACAAAUUGUUAGCAUGUUUAGCACAAAUCUAAGCUAUAUUAUUCACACAUCGAUCUUAAUCGUAUUUUUUUGUUGGAUUGAUAAAUAGGACCAACUAAUAAAGUGCUCGUGCCGGGCUUGUGGAUCAGCUAAAGCUAUGACUAGGGACGGGAAACAGAUAAUUGUUUAGCAUACUCCAUCCGUCCCAUGAAGACUAUUCGUUUAGAAAAUUUCAGAUAUAUUACCAGUAGUGGAAAAUAACUAUAUUACCCUCAAUUAACUAUAGCAUUUGUGAUUGAACACCGUACUGUUUAUUUGAUUCUCUACAUUCUCAAUAAAUGCAAAUGCAUUGCAACCUGAAAAGUAACUUCUACUUACCUUUCUCUAUGCAAUUAUUUCUCGGUAUUUGAUAUUAUUUUAUUUAGAUGAACACUCUUUGUGGAUAAAAUUUAAAGGCUAAACGAACAAUUUUUGUAGGACGGAAGGAGUAGAAAAUUUAAGAAUCAAGCUGGAAAAAAGAAUGCACCGAAUUUUAUACGUUUAUGGUCAUUACCACCACUAGCUACGACUCGAGAGAGGAUUACCAUAAGCUUUUUAUUUAUUUAAAUUCACCGGAUGCAUGGUGUUCCAUCCGAUCCAUAUGUUACUCUUCAGUUUGUUAAAAUUGAAGAACUAGUACUUUGCCCAAGCUAGCAGAGGGUCAGCUAAUGAUAUAGUUAGUUUGUUUGUUGUUUUUCCUGACGUCCAAUUUGAAGAAUUACAAACAUAAUAAUAAUAAUAAUAAUAAUAAUAAUAAUAAUAAUAAUAAUAAUAAUAAUAAUUAAAAAAAAAACGGAGGGAGAGAGAGAUGCACUGGCCGAUGGCUGGGUUCGCACCAUCGGCCACGAGGGCGCACCUGGGGAGGACGACAGUGCCGUGAAAACAAACAGAUUGAUCUAGAUACAUAUUGUGGCUAUUUCAUUCAACGCAGGACAACUCGUACGGCGGAUCCGAAUCAGAAAUUGGGGGAAGA
This is a messenger RNA of Panicum hallii, 1672 nucleotides long. RefSeq lists its product as uncharacterized. The record is from RefSeq and is a predicted model, not a curated record. The transcript has 2 exons. Lineage: Eukaryota; Viridiplantae; Streptophyta; Magnoliopsida; Poales; Poaceae. Bases 14 to 442 code for a protein of 142 amino acids.